Messenger RNA from Xenopus laevis (African clawed frog), 2382 nucleotides. It is a transcript of the gene evx1.L, whose product is annotated as even-skipped homeobox 1 L homeolog. Gene Ontology annotation, biological process: regulation of transcription by RNA polymerase II; regulation of DNA-templated transcription. Gene Ontology annotation, molecular function: RNA polymerase II cis-regulatory region sequence-specific DNA binding; DNA binding; DNA-binding transcription factor activity, RNA polymerase II-specific. The record is from RefSeq and is marked provisional. NCBI's taxonomy places the organism in Eukaryota, Metazoa, Chordata, Amphibia, Anura, Pipidae. Gene Ontology annotation, cellular component: nucleus.
CACAGAGCAGUGGAGGCACAGCAGGGUCACCGUCUCUCUGCUCAUCUGCACUCACUCUCCAUGGAAGGCAGGAAGGAGAUGCUCAUGUAUUUGGAGGGAGGGCAGCUUGGCACUCUUGUUGGCAAGAGAAUGGCUCAUUUGUCGGACGCAGUGGGAAGCCCCAUGGCCGAGUCGCAGGACAAGCUCGUUCCUAAGAGCCCCAGGGCUGGCCCCAUAGCGCCUACAGAUAGAGCGGAGGAGAGCGAAGUGGAAGUUGGACAAGCGACGGGUCAGCAAAGGAGCAGGUCCCCUCAACUCCGGAUCUCUUCUCCGCACCCACCGGCGCACUCGGACUCCCUGUCCACCAAGGGGCAGCACAGCAGCUCGGACACCGAAUCCGAUUUUUACGAGGAAAUCGAAGUGAGCUGCACCCCGGACUGUAACUCGGCAGCCUCGGACUAUCAACAGCACAGUGCAGGUCAGUGCUCAGAGCCCAUGGGAGGCAGCCCUGUCAAUGGCAGCGAUUCAUCCAAAGGAGGUGGCGGAUCCCACGGCUCCUUCUCUGCCUGUGCCGGGGACCAGAUGCGCAGAUACCGGACAGCCUUCACCCGGGAGCAGAUCGCCCGACUGGAGAAGGAAUUCUACCGGGAGAACUACGUGUCCAGGCCCAGGAGAUGUGAAUUGGCUGCGGCCCUUAACCUGCCAGAGACCACUAUAAAGGUGUGGUUCCAAAAUCGCAGGAUGAAGGACAAGCGACAGCGACUGGCAAUGACCUGGCCGCACCCCGCAGACCCAGCUUUCUAUACCUAUAUGAUGAGCCACGCAGCAGCCACUGGCAACCUACCUUAUCCUUUCCCUUCUCACCUACCUCUUCCUUAUUACUCUCACAUGGGCAUCAGCGCUGGUUCAACUGCAGCCGCCACCCCCUUCAGCGCCCCUUUGAGGCCAUUGGAUACUUUCAGAGUUCUGUCCCAUCCUUACCCCAGGCCUGACUUGCUCUGUGCGUUCCGCCACCCUUCCAUUUACGCCUCACCUGCACACGGACUGGGGUCUGGCGGCAGCCCCUGCAGUUGCCUCGCAUGUCUUAGUACCUCAACCAACGGCCUAGGCCAAAGAGCUGCAGCAUCUGACUUUACCUGCUCCUCCACCUCCAGAUCAGACUCCUUCCUCACCUUCACUCCCUCCAUCCUCAGCAAGUCCUCGUCUGUCUCGUUGGACCAGAGAGAAGAGGUGCCUUUAACCAGAUGAACACCAUGUUGGCUUUAUUGUUACCCUUCUCCCGAGUCCCUACUCGCCAUAAUACUGUUUUAAUAGAUUAUGCACAUUCCCCAAGGUGACAGUAAUGAACUGAUCAGGUCAGCCCUUACCUUUCCUUUCUUACAACUACAAACCGAACUCACAACCAUGAAAAAAAACAUAUUGUAAAAGUCAACAAAAACGAACUUCUAUGAUGAAAUUGUCGCAGUUUCUUUCAGUGAGAGUAGGUGCCAGAGGGAAGAUAUGACCAAUCUGGAAUACUUGAAUGUAAUGUCGCCACAGAACAAAGGGGGGCAGCUGUACCAUUCAUUUUUUUAGGGGGACGCAGGGAAUAAAAAUAUUUUAUGUCCAACAAUCAGUAUUAUACAUUCUGCCCAGACGGGAUUACACAUUUCUAAUGUCUCGCUUCUCUUCAUUUUUAUUUCUUUUUGAGCCUCACACAAAAAAAAACCCCGUGCAGACACAACUUCUUAUGGUUUUGUGUUGGCACAAUUUGUUUCCCUUCCUAAGCAUUUAUUCGUGAUUACUUAUUAUCUUCUACCAAACACUGUUUUUUGAGUAAUCAAAUUGUGCUUCUGAAUCCCAUGAGCUGCUGAUAUUUGCGCACACUGGUGACAUUAUGGGGUGAUGUAUAUGGUUUUUCUUUCUUUUUGCCUAUGAAUUUUGAAUGUAUAAUUUUUUCCCCAGUGCAGAAUCUGUGCCAAACCGUUAACAAGCCGCAUAGGGAACGGAUUAGCCAAAGCCAGAUCUCUGCAGAACAAACGCAGCAUCUCUUCCCUUUACAGGCCUGUCAUCUAUAUCAGGCUCUCUCCAUUCACUUUAAACCUGAUUAUUUCGUUUUAUUUUGCUUUUAAUUGUUAUUAUUAUUUCCAAAUUGUACUUGACGUUUCAGGGAGUUUGUUUACAUGUGUUACAUUAUUUAUACUUUGCUUUUAUUGCACAGGCGGGUUGUGUUGAACGUGUCUACCUGAAUCUCUGUCUGAGCACAGCCCCUUUUUUUAAUAUAUUUUAAGAAUAUCAGAAGAGUGGGUUUGUUAUAUCUUUACAUUGUUUGUGAAAUGAGAACAGUUAAACAAAACAAACUGUUGAAAACCUAUUAACGAUUCGCAAUAAAAAAUAAUACAAGAGCGUAUUAUAAACAGCUAC